AGCCGCCUGGAGCCCAUGGACACCAUCUUUGUGAAGAAUGUGAAGGAAGAUGGGCCUGCGCACCAGGCUGGCCUCCGCACAGGAGAUCGGCUUGUCAAGGUGAACGGGGAGAGCAUCAUCGGGAAAACCUACUCCCAGGUCAUAGCGCUGAUCCAGAACAGUGAGGAUGCCUUGGAACUCUCCAUCAUGCCCAAAGACGAGGACGUCCUCCAGCUGGCCUAUUCUCAGGAUGCCUACUUGAAGGGCAAUGAACCCUACUCCGGGGGAGCCCAGAGCAUCCCGGAGCCACCUCCCGUCUGUUACCCUCGGAAGACCUACCCGUUCCAGUCCAGGGCUCCCAGCCGGGAGGCGAUGGUAGCCGAGCCUUUGCAGGGACAGCAGGCGGACGGCAGAUCCUACCGGCCUGCUCCUUCAGGCCCAUCUUUCCCCUUGAACAGCGCGGCGUUCGGCAGCUCCAUGCCCAGCACGUGGAACGAGGCCAGAAGCGACGCCACUCGGGAGAUCGGCAGCACCCAUUCCAGCCCGGCCCACCGCACAGAGGAGAUCCAGUAUGGAAUGGCCCAGCCGAGGCCCGGGAUGCCCGUCGCAAGGCCGGUCCCAGCCCCCGGCUCCUUCUCGCGCGUCUCCAACACCAGCUUUGCAGGUCCCCUUGCUUCUUCCUUGCCAGAGAGGUACGGUGUCCCGACUGCUUCCUCCAUGGCCAGCCAGGCCUGCUACGGGGUCCCCAGGCACCUCCCAGACCAUCGGACUCACUGCGGUUUCAAGGAUGGCCGGGAUGUUAGCAUGGGGCCUGGCGGCCCAGGCCGUCCCUCCUGGGAGUAUCUGGGCGGCUCCAAGGCCGUCAGCCGGCUGGAGUGCCAGCAGGCGCUCUCCAACUGGCUGUCCAGCCAGGUGCCAGGCCGGAGCGCCUCGGAAGAGCGGAGGUACGCCAUGCCACCCCGGUACCGCAGCGUCUCUCAGGACCGCCUGGGAGACACCCCGGCCUCCAGAGGCUGGCCCCACAGUGCCUCGCAAGACACCUUGCUCCAGCCCAGCCACGACAGCUGGGGCUACCGGGCCCGGUCCGACAACUCUCUGGGGAGGUACGGGCGCUCCAUGGAGGCGCUGGAGCAGAGCGCCCUGGUCUCGCCCCGCUUGGACAAGUGCACGUGGCUGCCGGAGAAUUCGUACGCCCCCUCCUGCUCCUCUAGAGAGCCUCCCCCCGCCCACGUGCAGAAACACCCUUCCCAGCCCAACCUGCAGAGCGUCGACGACUCGGGGUACAUUGGGUAUAGGAGCUACAGCCCCUCCUUCCAGCGCAGGACUGGCCUACUCCAUGCACUCUCCUUCAGGGACCCUAUCUUUGGUGGCCUUCCAGUGUUCAAUAUAUCGCAAAGGCAAGGAACCCAACCAGCACCUUACCCGGACAGGUCCCCGUCACUGCCAGUUGCCGCCCCCCCUGGCCCGGAGCCCCCACCGGGCAGUGGGCCCGAGAUCCCCAAGGACCAAAGAACCCCCAGCCAAGACAGCGGCGCCAGGUCUCUCCAGCCGCCUCUGCCUCGGCCCGAGGCGGAGGAGAGGAAAGAGGAGGUGGUCCUCAGGCAGAAGCCCCCCACGGGCCGCAAGGCGCCGGCCCCCGCCAGGCAGAUGAACUUCAUCUUCCCCGACCACAUGAAGGAAACGGACAUUUGUGACCCGCCGCUGAGCUGCAAAGGGGACAAGCCGGCGGCGGAGCGGCCCGCCUGGCGGGUGGCACCAUUGGCAGUGCCAGAGGAUUCCCUGGCAUCCAUUCCAUUUAUAGACGAGCCGACGAGCCCCAGCAUCGACCUGAAGGCAAAGCACAUCCCUGCCUCCUCCGUCGUCUCCAGCGCCGUGAACUCUGCCCCCGCCAUCACCGGCAGCCCCUCCUCACCCACCUUCACCUUCGCCAUCAGCCGCCAUUACUCCCAGGACUGCAGCAGCAUCAAAGCCAGCCGCCGAUCCUCCUACCUCCUGGCCAUAACAACAGAGCGCUCCAAGUCGUGUGACGAUGGUCUGAACACAUUUCGUGAUGAGGGGAAGAUCCUAAGGAGGAUGCCAAGCCGGGUGCCGAGUCUGCGCAUGCUGAGGAGUUUCUUCACGGAUGGGUCUCUGGACAGCAUCGGAAUGUCUGAAGACACGAGAUCAAAGAGGCACUCGACCUCCGACCUCUCGGACGUGACUUUCAGCGACGUGAGGAAAGAAGGCUGGCUCCACUACAAACAGAUCCUCACCAAAAAGGGGAAGAAAGUUGGCGGGGGCAUCCGGCAGUGGAAGCGCGUCUUCGCCGUUCUCCGCACACACUCCCUUUACCUGUGCAAGGACAGGCGGGAGGCCGUGACCUACGCGCCGCCCCAAGGUGAGGAGGAGCAGCCGAUCAGCAUCCGAGCGUGCCUGGUGGACAUUUCCUACAGCGAGACCAAGAGGAAGCACGUCUUCCGGCUGACGACCGCUGACUUCUGUGAAUAUCUCUUUCAGGCAGAGGAUCGGGACGACAUGCUGGCCUGGAUCAAAGUCGUCAGGGAGAACAGCAAGGCCGAGGGCGAGGACCCUGGGUUUGCAAGCCAAGCGCUUAUCAACAAGAAGCUAAAUGACUACCGGAAAGUGAGCCCCUCUGGAACGAAACCAGACUCUUCCCCCAAGGGCUCGCGCGGGCUGGGGAUCAAGGCCGAGUUCCUGAAGCAGACGGGGACGAGCGGUCUCACUCUUCGGACACUGACCCGGAGUUUGGUUCUAGAUGACGGUGCCCCCCAGAAAGCCCCUUGGGGCAUCAACAUCAUGAAAAAGAACAAGAAAUCUGCUCCGCGGGCCUUCGGCGUCAGGCUGGAGGACUGCCAGCCCGCCCCAGCCAACAAGAACGUCCCGCUGAUCGUGGAGGCCUGCUGCAAGGUGGUGGAGGACAAGGGGCUGGAGUACAUGGGCAUCUACCGCGUGCCCGGGAACAACGCCGUGGUGUCCAGCCUGCAGGAGCAGCUCAACAAGGGAAGCACCGAGAUCAACCUGCAGGACGAGAGAUGGCAGGACCUGAACGUCAUCAGCAGUCUGUUGAAAUCCUUCUUCCGGAAGCUCCCGGAGCCCCUGUUCACAGACGAUAAGUACAACGACUUCAUCGAAGCCAACCGGAUAGAAGAUGCCAGCGAGAGGAUGAAGACGUUGCGGAAACUGAUCCGGGACCUGCCGGGGCAAUACUACGAGACGCUCAAGUUCCUGGUGGGGCACCUGAAGACCAUCGCGGACCACUCCGAGAAGAACAAGAUGGAGCCCCGGAACCUGGCCCUGGUCUUCGGCCCCACGCUGGUCCGCACGUCCGAGGACAACAUGACGGACAUGGUGACGCACAUGCCAGACCGCUACAAAAUCGUGGAGACCCUCAUCCAGCACUCGGACUGGUUCUUCAGCGACAAGGAGGACAAGGGGGAGAAGACCCCUGUGGACGAGAAGGAGGCGCAGUCGGUGCCGAACAUCGAGUACCUGCUCCCCAACAUCGGGAGGACGGUGGUGCCAGGGGACGCCUCAGAUUCAACCAACAGCAGCUCUGCCAAAUCGAAGGGCUCGGGGGUGCCCCGGAAGGAUCAGUACAACAAGGAGCUGCUCGCCAUCUCCUUCAUCGCCGCCGUCAACCGCAAGAGGAAGAAGCGGCGGGAGGCCAAGCGUUUGGGGAGCAGCACGGACGACGACUCGGAGCACGAGGCCACCAAGGGCGCCAGCAAAGGCAGAGCCGAGGAGGCCAGGGGCGGGGGCGCGGAGGAGGAAGAGGCCAAGGGGCCAGGGUGCGGCGCGGCCCCCGGAGAGCCAGGCCCCACGCGCGACGCUCCGAGCCGCCGACCAGCGCCGGACGCCCGGUCCAUCGUCUCGGGCUAUUCCACCCUGUCCACCAUCGACCGCAGCCUGUGCUCGGAGGUGCAGUCGGUGGCCGAGAGCCGAGGUGACGAGGCGGACGACGAGCGCAGCGAAUUCAGCCACGUGGAGACGGACACGGAGAGCAGCUUCCUGCUGGGGAGGGCGGGGCCGGGCGCCGGGCAGGGGCCCGAGGCGGAGAGCGGCGAGAAGGAGAAACUCGCCCGGGCCUCCUUCAACUCCCACCGGCUCAUCCAGUGCGACACGCUGGCCCGCAGGAAGCUGGCGCGGCCCCGGCCGGACAGCGAGUCGUCCACCAAGGGCAGCCAGGAGUCCCUGCAGCCCCUGGGGGCCGGCGGGGAGCCGUGGGGCAGCGGGGCCCCAGCCAGGCCCUCGCUGACGGAGCAGAUCCGCCUGCGUCUGCGCGGCUCGGCCGACGACAUGCUGGCCGUGCGCCUGCGCAAGCCCCACUCCCCGGAGACGCGGCGCAAGAAGAGCUCCUGGAGGCGCCAUACGGUGGUGGUGCCCGGCGGCCUGAAGGACCUCAACUUCAACGAGUGGAAGGAGCAGCAGACGCCGGGCCAGGGACCCCCCGUGGGUCCCGAGCUCUGCCCCCCGGACACCAGCGCCUCCUGCAGGGACCUGCACAGAGACAACAAGGACUCGGGCCUCAGCAGCCUGGAGUCGACCAAGGCCAGGCCCUCCUCGUCCUCGGCACUGAGCCACCAGGGCGGCUCUGGUGAGCAGCUGCACAGUAAGGGCCCGGAGGGGAACCCUGGCGACCGGGGCCCGGCUCCCACCCGCGCAGCUUCCUUCCGCUUCCACCAUUGUCUCUAACCCCCGCGUCCCUCUGG
This is a messenger RNA of Emys orbicularis (European pond turtle), 4688 nucleotides long. RefSeq names its product Rho GTPase activating protein 23 (gene ARHGAP23). The transcript has 23 exons. The record is from RefSeq and is a predicted model, not a curated record. Lineage: Eukaryota; Metazoa; Chordata; Testudines; Emydidae. The coding region runs from base 16 to 4671 and encodes 1551 amino acids. Gene Ontology annotation, biological process: signal transduction. Gene Ontology annotation, molecular function: protein binding.